AUGCAAAGCGAUACUGAUAAAUGUCAGUGCAAUGGUGGUCGGCCCUGUUCAAAUUGCGUGGCCCGCGGCUUGGAGUGCGCCUCAUCGGGGCCGUCCGCAGGCUUUCGGUUCGUCCCGCAGCAGCAGCAGCAAGCAUCUUCACUCCCUCGAGUGCUGGUUCAAGACUCUUGGAAAUACAUCAGCACAUACUUCCAGUCAGUCGGAUACUUGACCCAAGCGUCCGUGAUGCGAAGCGCCGGCGUGACGGCACUCUCACAUCGAGAUGAAAACGUUAGUCGCACGUUGUCAAUCAUGGGCGGCCUUUACGCCUGUCAAAAUCCCCAAGUACUUCGAGUAAGCCAGAAAGAGAAGAGGGCACUCUUGGGUACAUGGGUCAAGCAAAAGGCUCUGAUGGCGAUGGAGUUGAAGAAGCCCAACUCGUCACCCUUCAGCUCAGUCCUACUCAGCACCCUUCUACUAGCAGUCAUCGAGCUGGUAUUAUGUGCUGAAGAUGGAGCCUUCAAGAAAUGGCUUCAGAGAAUCUCGAGCUAUGUUGCACAACAUACAAGAGUAAAUGGCUACGCUGGCUUCACCACAUUUGAGAGAAGCUUAAUCCAAUUUUUCAACUUCCUCAACAUUCUCUCGGCUAUUGCCGCCAACGAAGCGCCUUUAGAGCGCCGAACGGAGCCUGAAGUCUCCAUAGGACGUCCUCUGGCACCUAAAAUUAUAUCAGAUGACGCAAAGAUUGAUGAUAUGAUAUCUUUUUUGAACCAGUGGGCCAGGCUACAGUCAAGAAUGGUUGAAUGGACCCUCAAGUCAGAGAGCAGAGCCAAUGCGUGGCCUUCCGAAGGCGAUAACCGUCGAGAAGCUAUCAAUCUCAAAGUACAAGGCCUCGAUAUCAUUUGCGAAGCAUCGACUCUGCAAGCUCGAGUCAUUAGCAACCUCCUGCAGCUCUCCCAAGACCCCGACAGCCAGGUUUCUGUUUGUAUUACCCCUUACUACCACUGGGCUCUCACCGGGCUGUCUUACCGACUGAAUCACGAAUCUUGGAAAUCACUCUUGUGCGAGCUGCCGGUUUUGCCGGCGGAAGCACUCCAUCAGCAAGCACUGGUUGCGCUUGGCUGCGUUGAGACGCUUACGAGCCAGUCGGGUUUCGAUGUCGCGCUGUAUCUACCCCUUGCCGAGUUCAUAGGAAGGGAGAUGGGAACUUCGACAGAGCAGACUCGUAUGCUUGCGUUCCUCGACAUCGUCAAAGGUCGGGGCUUUGGACUGGCCGAUGAGUACAGGAAAGACUUGUUGGAGGUCUGGAGAGCUGCCUCGCGGCCCUCGCCGGACGAAGUUUCUCGAGCUCUUCUGAAGUUCUGA
Colletotrichum orchidophilum is the source of this 1344-nucleotide messenger RNA. RefSeq lists its product as uncharacterized. Lineage: Eukaryota; Fungi; Ascomycota; Sordariomycetes; Glomerellales; Glomerellaceae. Bases 1 to 1344 code for a protein of 447 amino acids. The transcript is spliced from 4 exons. The record is from RefSeq and is a predicted model, not a curated record.